UGCGUGGCACAAGCUGAUUGGAUGGCCUCAGUGAGGGGUGGGGGUAGAGGCUUCUGGAACGGUCGUUGGCCUGCUGAGCAGGGCAGCGCUCAUAAGGCUUUGCCACCAUUGGAGUCGGGCAGUUGAGGCAGCGCUUAGGCACCGAGGAUGUUGCGCAAGCUCACGGUCGACCAGAUAAAUGACUGGUUCACCAUCGGCAAGACGGUGACCAAUGUGGAGCUUCUGGGCUUGCCACCCGCCUUCCCUGCGGAGGCGCCCCGGGAGGAGGUACAGCGCUCGGAGGAGGUCCCCAAUGAGGAUCCUACGGCCCAGGCCCAGGUUCCAGUUAAGGCCACAGCACCGGCCAGACCAGCUUCAACCUCCGGGAGGUCACUCAGUCAGAGGAGCUCAGAAAUGGAGUAUAUUAACAAAUACAGACAACUUGAAGAACAAGAACUUGAUAUUUAUGGCCAGGAUCAGCCACCCAGUGGACCAGGUCUGAGGUCACCAUUGGCUAAGUUAAGUAAUGUGGCAUGCAUCCCAGAGACAACUUAUAAAUAUCCUGAUUUGCCUAUAAAUCGGUGUAAAGAAGAGGUCAUUUCCUUGAUAGAAAGCAAUUCUGUGGUGAUCAUACACGGUGCCACAGGAAGCGGCAAGAGCACACAGCUCCCACAGUACGUGCUAGACCACUACACCCAGCGCUCUGCCUUCUGCAACAUCGUAGUCACCCAGCCGCGGAAGAUAGGGGCCAGCAGCAUUGCCAGGUGGAUCAGUAAGGAGCGUUCCUGGACGCUGGGUGGCUUGGUAGGCUAUCAGGUAGGGCUGGAGAAAAUCGCAACAGAAGACACUAGGUUAAUUUACAUGACCACUGGAGUCCUGCUUCAGAAAAUUGUAAGUGCCAAGAGCCUGAUGGAGUUCACGCACAUCUUCAUUGACGAGGUGCAUGAACGGACCGAGGAGAUGGAUUUCCUGCUCUUGGUCGUCCGUAAACUCUUGAGGACAAAUUCACGGUUUGUGAAGGUGGUCCUCAUGUCUGCCACCAUCAACUGCAAGCAGUUUGCAGACUACUUUGCUGUUCCCGUUCAGAACAAGAUGAACCCGGCAUAUGUUUUUGAAGUGGAAGGCAAGCCCCACGCUAUUGAAGAGUAUUACCUUAAUGACUUGGGGCACAUUUAUCAUAGUGGGCUUCCCUACCGUCUGGAGGAGCCAGUGAUAACAAAGGAUGUCUAUGAAGUUGCUGUCUCUCUCAUUCAGAUGUUCGAUGACCUGGACAUGAAAGAGAGCGGGAACAAGACCUGGUCCGGGGCGCAGUUUGUGUCGGAGCGGAGCAGCGUGCUGGUGUUCCUGCCAGGUCUGGGUGAGAUCAAUUACAUGCAUGAGCUCCUCACAAACAUGAUUCACAAAAGGUUACAGGUCUAUCCACUCCAUUCCAGUGUGACUUUAGAAGAACAGAAUAACGUAUUUUUAAGUCCAGUCCCUGGGUACAGAAAGAUUAUUCUGUCAACCAACAUCGCAGAGAGUUCUGUCACAGUUCCUGAUGUCAAAUAUGUUAUAGAUUUCUGUCUGACCAGAACUCUGGUUUGUGAUGAAGAUACAAAUUAUCAGAGUCUGCGACUAAGCUGGGCUUCCAAGACCAGCUGUGACCAGAGAAAAGGCCGUGCUGGACGAGUGUCUAAAGGAUACUGCUACAGACUGAUCCCCAGGGACUUCUGGGACAGUGCUAUCCCUGACCACGUUGUUCCUGAGAUGCUGCGCUGUCCGCUGGGAAGCACAAUAUUGAAGGUGAAGUUGCUUGACAUGGGUGAACCGAGAGCUCUGCUGGCCACCGCCCUGUCUCCGCCCAGCCUGAGUGACAUUGAGCGCACCAUUCUUCUGUUAAAGGAGGUUGGUGCACUGGCGGUCAGUGGGCAGAGGGAGGACGAGAACCCCCACGAUGGCGAGUUGACCUUCCUGGGACGAGUGCUGGCACAGCUCCCUGUCAGCCAGCAGCUGGGUAAACUCGUUGUGCUGGGACAUGUGUUUGGGUGCCUGGAUGAGUGUCUCAUCAUAGCGGCAGCUCUUUCUCUGAAGAAUUUUUUCACGAUGCCUUUUCGGCAGCAUCUGGAUGGAUAUAGGAACAAAGUGCACUUCUCAGGUAGCAGCAGGAGUGACUGCCUGGCACUUGUGGAGGCGUUCAGGGCCUGGCAGGCUUGCAGACAGCGAGGAGAGCUGCGGCGUCCCAAGGUGGCUGAAUUAUAUGAAGAAUUGAAGAAUAGAAUCUCACAGUUCAACAUGUUUGUGGGUCCUCACCAUCCCGUCUUGGAUCAAGAAUAUCCUUAUAAGCAGCGCUUCAUCCUGCAGGUUGUGCUGGCAGGCGCUUUUUAUCCAAACUACUUCACUUUUGGGCAGCCAGAUGAGGAGAUGGCAGUGAGGGAACUGGCUGGCAAAGACCCCAAGACAACAGUCGUGCUGAAACACAUCCCUCCCUAUGGAUUUCUUUACUACAAGCAACUGCAGUCUCUCUUUAGACAGUGUGGUCAAGUCAAGUCCAUUGUAUUUGAUGGUGCAAAAGCAUUUGUGGAGUUUUCACGGAAUCCAACAGAAAGAUUUAAGACCCUCCCUGCUGUGAACUUGGCAGUCAAGAUGUCCCAGUUGAAAGUGUCCCUAGAGCUCAGUGUCCAUGCUGCAGAGGAGAUCGAGGGGAAGGUGCAAGGCGGCUCGGUGUCAAAGCUCAGGAACACAAGGGUGAACGUGGACUUCCAGAAGCAGACGGUGGAUCCCAUGCAGGUGUCGUUCAACACCUUGGACAGACCCCGCACCGUUGCAGACCUCCUCCUGACAAUCGAUGUCACUGAGGUGGUAGAAGUGGGGCACUUCUGGGGGUACAGGAUCGACGAAAGGAAUGCAGAGCUGCUGAAACAACUGACUGCUGAGAUAAACCGCCUAGAGCUGGUCCCUCUGCCUAUCCACCCACAUCCAGACUUGGUCUGUCUGGCACCUUUUACUGAUUACAACAAGGAAAGCUACUUUAGAGCUCAAAUUCUUUAUGUUUCUGGAAAUUCCGCUGAGGUAUUCUUUGUAGACUAUGGGAAUAGGUCUCAUGUAGACCUAGAUCUCUUGAGGGAGAUCCCCUGUCAGUUUUUGGAGCUUCCAUUUCAGGCUUUGGAAUUCAAGAUUUGCAAAAUGCGACCAUCAGCAAAGUCUCUCAUCUGUGGCGAGCACUGGAGUGGGGGUGCCCAUGGGCGCUUUGCUGCCUUGGUCGGCGGCUGUCCUCUCCUGGUGAAGGUGUUCUCCAUUGUACACAGUGUUCUGCAUGUGGACGUGUACCGCUACUCGGGUGCCCAGGAUGCUGUCAACGUCAGAGAUGUUCUCAUCAGGGAGGGCUAUGCUGAGCUCGCAGAGGAGUCCUAUGAGUCAAAACAAAGCUAUGAAGUCCUCAAGGGUUUCUUUGCUAAGUCAGUGGACACCAUGCCGGACGGCUCUGUCUCCUCUCCUCUGAAGGACGAUGAGAAGCAUCUCCUACGGAUUCUGUUGGAGAGCUUUGCCUCCAACCGGCUAGGCGCUCCGAACUGCAAGGCUGUUCUCCAUGGGCCCUUUAACCCUUAUGAGCUGAAGUGUCAUAGUCUGACCAGAAUAUCCAAGUUCAGAUGUGUGUGGAUUGAGAAGGAGAGCAUCAAUUCUGUCGUCAUCAGUGACAGCCCUGCCGACCUGCACCAGAGGAUGCUGGUUGCAGCUUCACUCUCAGUUAACGAGACCGGCUCCACCAUGCUCCUGAGAGAGACCUCCCUGAUGCCGCACAUCCCAGGCCUCCCAGCGCUCCUCAGCAUGCUGUUCGCACCAGUGAUGGAGCUGAGAGUUGACCGUGAGGGAAAAUGUUACACUGGGGUCCUUUGUGGUUUGGGAUGGAAUUCAGCUACAGAGGCCCCUAUCCUGCCAGAGCAUGACAUCGAGCUGGCCUUUGAUGUGCGCUUAAACGUGGAGGACAUCGUUGAGAUUAAUAUUCUCAGGGCUGCUAUCAACAAGCUAGUGUGUGAUGGGCCAAAUGGAUCCAAGUAUCUUGGGCCUGAAAGAAUCGCUCAGUUGCAGGAGAAUGCACGCCAGAAACUUCUAGGCUUGUUCUGUCGGUUGAAACCUCGAGAGAAGAUUACUCCUCAGUGGCACGAGAAACCCUACGAGUGGAACCAGGUGGAUCCAAGGCUGAUCAUGGAGCAAGCUGAGCCAGAGGGCAGCCCAGGAAAGAGCACGUCACUGUACCAGCUGCACACGCCUGUGGUGCUCAGCCCCUAACGGGCUCGUCCCCAGCAGAGGUCACAGCGUUCCAGCGGUUGCUUCACCAUCUUGUUGCCUUUGCUCAGUGUGGGGAGUGGCAUUUCUGUUUGGGUGGGAAAAAUCAGAAAGUCUAGGCUUUUCAAGAAAUGGGGUCACAGUAUUAAAUACUUGGCAAAAAGUUGUUCUGAAAGAAGAUUUUGUUUUGGGAAAAGCUUCUUUAAAUGUAUGAGGGUAAAUCUAAAUAGUCGAGGAGACAAGAUCCAGAGCGUGUUUGUAUGCUAUCCUGUCACAGUGGUAGCUGUGGUGCGAGAGAGAGCCAGACUGCUGGCUUACCACAGGACACAGGCGGACCCUGAUCCCCAACGUGUAUGUCUGCAAGCAUAUGUGUGUGUGUGCUUAAAAACCCUGUGGCAUUUUCUGAAGAUCUUUUCCUCAUUGAAAAGAUGUGGUUUUGGUAAACCUUCAGUUUUGUGUAUUUAGGACUUGUGGUUAGAUUUAAGCCUCUUGGUCUGUGUUUUGGAAAUCAGGAGAUGUGACCUGGCACCCGGCAUAUCUGGGGAAACAAUAAAGGCAUUGGGCUUGGU
Messenger RNA from Mus musculus (house mouse), 4811 nucleotides. It is a transcript of the gene Tdrd9, whose product is annotated as tudor domain containing 9. The record is from RefSeq and is a predicted model, not a curated record. Gene Ontology annotation, biological process: spermatogenesis. Lineage: Eukaryota; Metazoa; Chordata; Mammalia; Rodentia; Muridae. Gene Ontology annotation, molecular function: ATP binding; nucleic acid binding; RNA helicase activity. The transcript has 35 exons. The coding region runs from base 148 to 4245 and encodes 1365 amino acids. Gene Ontology annotation, cellular component: cytoplasm; nucleus.